UGCCGCGAUAGCAAAAAAACGAAACUCAAAAAUGGUCAAGCCCCUAAACACGCAGUUUUCUUUUCGGUCCACCGAUUUGCUUCCUUUAUAGGAGGCAUCAUGGCUGCUGCUGAGAAGUUGCGAGAGGAAGCUACGUGCUCCAUUUGCUUGGAGUAUUUCAAGGAACCGGUGUCGCUAGACUGCGGGCAUAAUUUCUGUCACGCCUGCAUCAUUCAGUGUUGGGGUUCCUUUGGAAGUUAUGCUUGUCCUGAAUGCCGGGAGGCAACCCCGAAGAGAAAUUUCCGGACUAACAGGUCGCUGAAGAACGUGGUAGAACUAGUGAAAACCCUGACGCUGGAGGCUGCCGAAGCCCCGCGGGGAGAGAAGGGCGUCUGCAAGAAGCACCAGGAGCCCCUGAAGCUCUUCUGCCGGAACGAUGAAACGCCGAUCUGUGUCAUCUGCAGGGAAUCCCGCGACCACCAGUCUCAUGUGGUGCAUCCCAUAGAAGAGGCUGCCCAGGAUUAUAAGGAACAAAUCCAGACUGAACUCCAGAAACUGAAGAGAAAGAGAGAAAAGUUUGAGGAGAAACAAUUGGAAGGCCAAGCUACUAUUAAAGAGCAUCUGAAAAAAAUUGAAGUUGAAUGCAAUGCAACUGUGUCGGAAUUCGAGAAACUGCACCAGUUUGAACAGGAGCAAAAACAUCUCUUCCUGGGAAAGCUGAAAGAGCUGAAGAAGGCGAUGGAAAAUGAGCAGGCCUCAAAGGCAGCCAACCUCUCUGAGGAGAUUGGCCGUCUCAACACACUGAUUGGAGAGAUGGAGGAGAGAUGGCAGCAGCCAGGAAGUGAAUUUCUACAGGACAUCAAAGGUUUCUUGAGAAAGGACACCACUCCUUCAGCCACAUCUCACCAGGAAUUAACAGGCAGUCUGCCUUUGCAAGCUGCGGGUUUGUCUGUGCAGCUGCUCAGCCAGUCUUUUUCGGCCCCAAGCCUCUUUGGGGGAUUGGUCUCCUUCGGGAAGUUGGCCACAGCCCCUACUGAGGUGUCUGGAAUGACAGCCAUGAUGGCCUCUGUACCGUCUGGUACUCCAGCCCCAACGCCAUUUGUGAUAGAACCCAGGUUAACCAAAAUCCAGGAGCCUGUGAACAAUUCUGAUCCUGAGCAAAGACUUCAUGCAUACUCUCAGAUGAAUGUGGCGCUACGACGGGCCCUGGCACAAUUCAAAGGAACAGUUGCAUCCCUGUUAGAUGAAUAUGGAAGAUCAAAGAUCAAUAUGUCUCCUCAGCUGGGAAGAAUAGGAAACGGUCAUGUUUUUAAAUCAUCCUGGAAGUUCACAAAUGAACCGAUAUUUCAAUUCCAAUCGCCAAGUGACACAGUUGAAGAUUGAUGGAAGAAACGAGCCUUAACAAAGAAAAUAGAGCAGCUGCUUCCAUAAUUGCACUCUUUCAAUAAGUUACAUAGUUGGCUCUCAUAACCCAAACUGAAGAAAACAUAAUUCUGUAAUAAACACUGCCUUUCUGUUCUAUAUGGGCUCCCAAUUUAAUUGACAAUAUAAGUGUAUUUUAAAAAAUCAGAAAACCAGUCCAAUGGUAACACGCACGAAUGCUAACAAUAAAAAGCAGGAGCAGUAAAGGAAGUUGGAAUUAUGAUAAAAGCAGCAUUAAGAGCAGCAAAAUAAUAUCUUAUCAGGACCCUUAAACACCCAUGAAGAGAAAAAGGUAGGCUUUUGAAGGGAAUUUGCUUGAUAAGUCUUCAUGUAGAAGGCGAAAAUAUUGUUAGACCAGUGUGGAGUAGUGGUUAGAGCAUUGGACUGGGAGUCGGGAGAUCCAUGUUCUAGUCCUCACUCGGUCAUGAAGCCCACUGGCUGACUUUGGGCCAGUCACUGAUUGUCAGCUUAAGCUACCUCAUGGGGGGUUUGUGAGGCUAAAAUGGAGAGGAGGAAAAUGUAAGACACCUUGGGUUUCUUGCAAAAGGAAAAAAAAGGCAGGAUAUCUCUGGGCCUGUUCAGAAAACAUCUUAAACCCUGCUGGUUAAGGCUUUUGGUUCAGCAGCAGGGCUUCAGGUGUCUUGUGCGGUGCGUUUUGCUAAACCCUGCUCACUCUCUAACCACAGUCAGACCGUCUGCAACAGGGUUAGCGGCUCUAACCAUGGCUUAAAGUGUUUUGUGUCGACAGCACGGCUUGUGGAUAGUGCUAACCCCAGAGAACCACAGUUUCGCUAACCACAAAGCCUGAAGUGUCAUCUGAACAGGACCAAUGUUAUAAAUAUGUCUGUGGUUUCUACCUCAAUGACUGGGUUUUCACAUAACACUGACCCACAGUGUUGAAUUCUGGGUUCCAAUCCUAGCUGCAUUAACAAAACCCGACUUGUUAAGCACUAACAACCCAGGAAGAGAACCCAUGGUUUGUUGUUGGGGUGUGAACUCUGGCUUUUUAAACCAUGAGGGGAGUUGGAUUUGAUGCCAAAAAAGCGGGGGCAGAAUUCAGUAUGACCUACAUAGAUACAAAAUCAAUAAAAUUAUGUGUCAGACAAAUGCUAAGCCCACAGAAGAAAUCCAAGAGCUUUUCUUUUGGGUGAAAUUCAUAUUUUUUAACAUCUAAGUUGUAUCUACUUUUUCAUAAAGUGAAUAGCGACCUUUCUGCUUGUUUCUGCCUCUUCUUUAUUUUACAUCUUUAUUUCUCAAAAACUUGUGCACACAUUAGGUGGGGUUUAAUCAUUAAUGUUUGUGUGAUACCUUAGAGGCUGUGGGGUAGACCCCAAAGACUGUGGGGUCUUUGGGAUGUCGAGGAAAUCAAGCUGGGUGGUUCUUUUACUAUGCCCAUAAGUAUAGGAAAAUAGCUCUAUAAAUCAUUAGCUAUAUAAACCAUGAAGUUCAUGGCUUCCUGCUUCAUAUUUUUAAUGCUGAAAUUGCUUUCACGAUUAAGCUGAUGCUGAAACCAUGUCACAAGACAGACGGUGUCCACUCCAGCAGUGAGAGGGUGGAGUAAGAUGUCUGCAAAGCAAGAUAACCGAAAAAGAAACAGAUGGAGAUGUUUUUCCUGUAGCUGUUGCAAUACCCAUAUAUGUAGUGUCUUCUAGUCAGAGAAGUAUUCAAACUCUGUACAUGCCUAAAUGCUUAGCUUCUCAUUGGUUAUUACAUUACAGAGCUGUAUUAUGAUUGGUGGGAAAGUUCUGCCAUUGUAUCUAAGGGGAACUGACCCUAUAAAUAAGUUAGCCUUUCCUGAAAUUAUUGGGCAGUUCCUCAGGUCUUCUGAGACUGUCACCCUGCAGCGCUGCUUGUAAUAAACCUUCUAAAGAGAAAGAAA
Molecule: messenger RNA, 3280 nt
Organism: Elgaria multicarinata webbii
Lineage: Eukaryota; Metazoa; Chordata; Lepidosauria; Squamata; Anguidae
Product: zinc finger protein RFP-like
Exons: 8
Coding region: 100-1362 (420 amino acids)
Biological process (GO): protein ubiquitination
Cellular component (GO): cytoplasm
Molecular function (GO): zinc ion binding; ubiquitin protein ligase activity
Source: RefSeq, a predicted model, not a curated record